Messenger RNA from Dendrobium catenatum, 697 nucleotides. Its product is annotated as putative fluoride ion transporter CrcB. The transcript has 2 exons. Gene Ontology annotation, biological process: fluoride transmembrane transport. Bases 12 to 542 code for a protein of 176 amino acids. Gene Ontology annotation, molecular function: fluoride transmembrane transporter activity. Gene Ontology annotation, cellular component: membrane. Lineage: Eukaryota; Viridiplantae; Streptophyta; Magnoliopsida; Asparagales; Orchidaceae. The record is from RefSeq and is a predicted model, not a curated record.
AAAACAAGCUUAUGAAGCUGAAAUUGGAUACAUUUAAGCGGCACGUUAUGGUUAUGAUAUUCAUGUUAGCAAUCUGGGUGUCAUUAUGGUGCUUGAGUGGUGCAUUAGCGAGAAAAAAGUUAGACAAUCCCACCAGUGGCGCUGUCCUCUGGUUAGGCUGCUUGGUUGGUCCCAUUGGUGUUUGGGCUCGAUGGUACCUUGCUAGGCUUAAUGGCCAGGGCCUAGGAAAGAAGGGAUCUCUCAAAUGGCUCCCCAUUGGGACUCUAUUGGCUAAUUUUCUGGCAGCAUGCCUUAUGGCAGCUCUUGCAACAAUCAGCAAGGCGGUGAACACAAAAAGAUGCACAAUCAUUUUGAGUGGAGUCCAGUUCGGUUUCCUUGGUUGCUUGAGCACUGUGUCUACCUUUGUUGCAGAAGUUUAUGCCAUGAGGCAAAGUGGGCACCCUGGGAGAGCUCUCUCCUACGCAAUUUUGACUAUCCUUCCCUCAUUUGCUGCAGGAACUCUCAUCUACUCAAUACCAGUAUGGACAAAGCAUUACAAUUAGUAAAUUGGUCUCUAUGGUAUGAUCAAUAUAUUUUUAUGGACUAAGCUGGUUAAGCUUGCAAUUUAUCAGCUUUUCUUCAGCAAAUAAUAGACCAAAUUGGCUACGAAGUAGAUAGAUCUUCCAUAUGUAAGCAAAUUAGUACUUUUUUGGAUUUU